Messenger RNA from Syngnathus typhle (broad-nosed pipefish), 1979 nucleotides. RefSeq lists its product as uncharacterized. The coding region runs from base 269 to 1303 and encodes 344 amino acids. The record is from RefSeq and is a predicted model, not a curated record. The transcript has 8 exons. NCBI's taxonomy places the organism in Eukaryota, Metazoa, Chordata, Actinopteri, Syngnathiformes, Syngnathidae.
ACAAGUCGAGGUGAGGAAGUGGAGCACAAAAGCGGCCAACAAACAAGAAGCUGCACAGGAGUAGAGUUCCUCUAUUGAAAGCACAUACAGAGAAAUAGACGUUUUGACCGUCAACUCAUUGCACUAUGUCUCCAACGAUGCAAGAACUAUUUUCUUCUUCUGUAGUCAUAUGUCACAAAAAGGCCCGAUGCAUUUUUACUAUUGAGCAACAACAAACCUCUAAUGCGACCGCUUGCUUUCUGUUGAUUUCCGAUGAAGUUACCCCACCAUGCAACGGCCCAACGAAAGUUCUGUGAUUUUCGUGGCGCCCAAUGACACGCGGCGUCUUCUGGAAGUCUAUGUCAAACGCAGCCUCAGCCUCAACGAUGAGUCACUGGGACUCAAGCGUCACGAGCGCAAACUCAAGUGGGUGACCAUCCCCAAAAGGCACCGGAGACAUUCCAGCGACCCUUCCAUUCAUUUGGCCGGGGCCCUGAACGACGGGACGUUCCGGUCACUUGCUCCCACCGAAACUCCCCCGGACAUACCGCCGGACAACAAUGUCAGCAAGAAGUCCAAGAAGAACAAAAAGCCCUCCUUGUGGAAGAACUUCCUGGGUCUGUUCUCACGACGGAGCACUGAGGAGAAAGACGAGGAGCGGGAGUGUCCGUCCGACAUUCCCGAGGCUUCGGACCAUGAUGCGGACCACACCGCUGUGUGCCUGCCCGCCUCGACGCCGGCCUCCUCGACAAAGAAGAAGUCCUCAAAGAGAAUGAGUUUGAAAAGAAGGUUCUCCAAGAGGCGUCUGUCCCUCAUUAAGAUCAACAAGAGAGAGGAGUGGGACGCCACAGACAUCCCCGGAGCAGAAGCUGUGGUGAGUGUGGAACAGACCAGCUCCUACUAUGAGAAGGUGUCCGAGGAACUGGAGAAGAUUCUCCAUGAGGUCAAGGAGAAGGAGGACGAGGUGACUAUGUCAGACGAGGAAGUCAUUAACCGGAUCAUCGCUUUGACUAAGGAGCAGGGAGACGCUAUCGACGACAAGAUUAAAGACAAUUCCGCCCUGAGCAAGUUCUUCCAAGGGUUGUCAUACUCUUCCUUCCAAAGGCUAGCUGACGCUUACUUGGAGGAGGAGACAUCACCCACGCGCAUGCAACCCAUCAUCCCAUCCACAGCACCGGAGCUGGUCAAGCUGGCCUUCACGUUGGACUUCACAGCUCGCGUCGCCAGCCUCUCCCGGCAAAACGUCGGGUACAUCACCGGCCUGGGGAACCGCUACCUACAAGACCGAUUUGAAUAUAAACAAGCGUGUUCGGAACAUCCCUAAUGACAGAGGAGCCAGCUACGCUAAUGGUGGAACCAGUUCCCGGAGUGAAGGAUGAGGUCCAAGUUUCCGGUUUGAUUUGUUUCGUUUGUGCUUAGUUAUGCCGGAAGAGCAUAACGUGCUGACGCGGAUGCUUUGAGGAGGACAUUCCAAAUGUAAUACCAUAGUAGCUCGGUCUACUAUUUUGUUGGAGUCAUGCUGCAGGGCUCUGUAACAUAGUUGAGAUGUUUUCUUUUUUUUAAUGAUUUUAUAUUUUGGGCAUGGCACCUAAAUUGAGAAAAACACUCAAUUAAAUGUGGUCCAAAUAUGCUAUAUCAUCGUUAGAUAAGCUAAACAUUUGUUGCUAAACAGAUGUAGACCAUUUAAAUUAUUGGCGGAGGAGUCAGUUCAGGCCAACUUAAAAAAAAAAAAGUGCAAUUAUUCCAUAUUUGUAGAGUUUAUGUACUGUAUAAGCAUUCAUUUGGAGCCGCCAUGUAAAUCCAGUGUUUAUGUAAUAAAUGUGAUGUUUACUUAAUUUAGUUAAAAACAACAACUGUGCAAUACUGUUUACAAUCCCACAAUUUCACAAUUAAGAUGUUAGUUGUCUUAUUUAUUAGAAGCUCAAAUGAAACGUGAAAUUCAAUUUUGAAGGUGAAUGCAGGCAUUCAUCUUGCAAAUAAACAUGUCAAAUCAACAAAAA